AUGGGUGCAAGUGCGAAUCCAACGGGAAAUCAGGAUGCGGCUCAUGCUUCCUCCUCUCUACCCGGAGCCAGCAGUGCCGCUGCGGUGGGAAACCCUAGCAAUGGGAGUUCCGUAACUCCCGUUCCCGACAAUUCGCCGUCGACCCAGGCGUUGAAGCACAACCCGGGUUUGGCAACGGAGUGGACCCCGGAGGAGCAGUCCAUCUUGGAAGAAGGACUCGCUAAGUAAGCAAUUUGAUUCCCUUCUCAUUGUCCGCUAUUUGAAACUUCACAAUUCCGAAUCCUGCUCUCCGAUAACAAGGUUCAUCUCCACUUAAUAGUUUUUUGGUAGUUUUUGGUGUUCGAUUGAUUCGAUUUUUCUUCUUUGGAUUUCCUUCUCCUAUUCAAUCAUUCAUUUUGCGUCACCGUUCCGUCGAUUUUCUUUUGAGUUGUGUUGAGGGAAGCCAAUAUAACGUCGGGUUUGCUGACUACUUUUUAUUACCUUUUUCCGGUGUUCAGGAGAACUUUGCGUUGGUGAUAACUCUUUUAUGUAGAUCUCAGGCCCGUCGUUUUCACCGCUUUUCAUUUUGUUAUUCCCCUUCCCCAACCACUUUCAUUCUUCGUCUUUUUCUGAAUGGCUUCUUGUUCCCUGCGUCACUUGCCUCUCUGAAAGAUUCUGAUUGGUUUGGCCAAACUACCGUUAAAACCCGUUAGAUACUUUCUAUCCCAGCUAAUAUUUUAACAAUAGAAGUAAAACUUGGAAAUAGCUUACGACAAAUUAUUUAUUAUGCUCAUUAAAAGUAUUUUCAUAGUGUCAAUUACUGUUAAUUGUUUAUGAACUCUUGUAACUUUUUUCGACCGCAGUAUCUGUUUUCCUGUAUUUGGUACCAGCUGCUCCCUCCUCCUGGAGUGGAAAACAGAAAGACUUGAAUGUGUUAUGAAGUAUAUAUAUGUAGGGUUGAAUGUUCUCUCGAUUUUAAUAGUGGCUAAUGGUGUCAUGAUAUUUUCUUUUGUCUGUCUGCUCCUGAUGCUUUAGGAUUAUCCUCUAUCUAAAAUUCCGUUAUUAGGAAAAGAAUAUAUUUCUUCUCUAAUUUCAGACUCUGUAAAUGUAGGUAGAAAACUUGGUUAUUGUAGAAGGAAGUUUUUCUAUAAUUUAAUAAGAAAGCUUUAUAUAAUUUGGAUAAAAAACUUACGUUUCUGUUAAAGUAAAUCAGCAUUCAUUUUGUGAUACGAUUGCUUGUAGAUAUUCAUCUGAGCCGAGCAUGGUUCGUUACGCAAAGAUUGCUAUGCAACUGCAUGAGAAGACAGUCCGGGAUGUGGCUUUGCGGUGCAGAUGGAUGAAUGUAAGUUCGCCAUAAGUAUUCCAUUUACGGUGCUGGUGUCACCUUCUCAGGUGAAAUAGAAGAAGAGGUUUUCUGUCUUUGUUGACUGUGUGUAGGCAUCUUUUUUAUUCAUUGAUUUAUUUCUUGGCUGUAACUACCAUUGCGAAUAUAAAUCAUGUUUUCUUAGGUUGGUUUACAAACUACAAGGAAAUUUUCUUGCACCUGUGUGGCACAUGCACACUUCGGUUCCUUCUCCUUGUUGCAGAGACGCUUUGUCGAUUUUUUUUGUUGGUUCCAAUUUUUUAGGGUCUUUUUUAGCUAUGUAGAUUUACUUUGUUGUCUGGCCUCUUCCCUUUGAAAUGCCUGCUCAAUGAUCCUGUAAGGGUGACGUUUACAACAAGUGGAUAAUUUGUCGGGGAUAAAAAGGUAACCCUGAAGGACCGUAUGGUGAAAACAGGUAACAUAAUGAGGAGUAGACCUAGUGCAGAUGAAGGCUGCGCUUUAUGAUGUACCUGGGCUCAAUGCACACAUCACUCCCCUUUGGAGUUCUAUCAUAUCGAUGAAAACUGGGAGUGAUCUGGAGUGGAAAAUAUAUAUAUAUAUAUAUAUAUAUAUAUUAUGAAAAUUUUUCCUCACCUAUAUCUUCCUCUGUCUAUCAUUUUUUCCAAUAUUUUUCUUGAACUCUUUAUCUGCACAUCCAAUUCCUGACUAAAGCGGAAUAUGCUUGUACUAGUGAAAAUGUUUGAAAUGCAUGAAACACUUAGGUUCUUUCUCAUACGGAAAACCGUCUUAUGAUUCAUUUUCUUGUUUCAGAAAAAAGAAAGUGGCAAGAAAAGGAAAGACGAUCAUAGUCUUUCAAAAAAAAGCAGUAAGAAGGUGAGACCAAUCAUUUUUUUAAUAGGAUUUUUUCAGUUUCUUUAGAAAUCCUAUCCAAAAAGAAAGAAUCGUGUGGUUUGACUUGCAUUAGCAAAUAGUGAUAUUGCUGUUGCUAACUUUUCUGGUUGAAAAGCCAAAAUGCAUAUUCUUCUGUAGUUGUUUUAAAUAAUUUAGCAGUCGUGCUUUCUUUUUCUUUCAGUACUAUAUUUCAUUCCUUUAUUAGUUAAGUUUCUUGAGUUUUUAACAUCGUAUUGCUUGAUUUCUAUGUUGAUGAGACCAGUGCUGUAUAAUUUUCAGGGUGUUUCAGAUCCUUCAGCAAAAGCACCAGUUCAGUUAGCGGCGCGGCCUAGUGUACCUCAAUAUCCGCUGCCUACUCCAUCUAUUGACAAUGAUGACGAAGUUUCAUACAAAUGUAUGCCGUUUAUGUUGCCACUUUCUUUCUUAUUAAACAACAAAGAAGAAAAAAGUGAUUGAUCCAUGAAUUUGCUUCUUUGUGAAGUUUUCCUUUGUUUGAUGCAUUGCAAAUUCUCUCCAUGGACUAUGUUAGUGGCAGAGCUUUAUUUAUCAUACUAAAAAAUCUCCAAGUACAGACUGUUUGUGCAAAAUCACGACCUGGUGAACCAAGAGAUAUUUCAAAGCCUUAAUCUAUUACCUGAAACUCAUAUUUUUGAUGAUUUAUCUGAAAGCACAAUUUGCUGGAAACGGCUAGGCUGUAUGAAAUUGGAACGAAAAGGUGCUUCCAUGUUUAUAGCAUGAUUGUUGUACGCAAUUUAAAAUUUUAGUGCGGUCAUUUCCUUUGUGCUAUCUCUGACUUCCCUAUUUUGGGGUCAGAUUUAUUUUAGUAUUUUCUUUGUUAUUUUUUACGGAAUCGUCGAUGGUAUGAAUAACCUGUGUGUGAGCGAACUUUUGCUUAUGUUUUUGGAGUCCAAAAUGCUUACUCAUUUCCUGAGUGUGUUUACUUCAAUUAAGCUUCUAAUAUGGUCCCGAAUCAGAAAUUGAUAAAUUAAUUGCUAACUCUCUCUACAUAAUUUAGAGAUUACCCAGUCACGACAAGGUUAUUCAGGGUUGUAAGUAAGUUCCUGUUAAUUAUGCAUACAUCAAAGUUGACAUGGUGGGAAACGACAGUUGUUACGUGAACAGAACUUUCUCUAAUGAGCAAAAGGGUCUGCGAGAUGGAACCUGAUGUUCUUAAACAAGCUGCUUCACGGUACAAAAUACAUAUUUUUUGUGCGAAAAAGCCCUCCUAUCACCGUUAGAGUAGUUAUUUCAGUGGAACCAUUAUCAAAUAGGCUUUAGUUUUGAGUUAUGUGGAUGAUUUAACGUGUUGACCUCUGUCUUCUGAGAAGAUUUAUACCAGCCAUGUUUGGUGCCCGCGAAUAUAUAUAUAUAUAUAUAUAUAAAGAAAGAAAGAGAUGUAGACGAGAACAUUCUGCUGGCCUUUCCUUUAUUCUAUCCCCCGUACCUGUAUGACUUUUUCAGAUUGCGUUUGAUUUUAAGCUUCUGUCUUUAAUCAUUGCAGAGGGUAACUUAUUGCAUGGAUUUAUGUGGUGUGAGAUAGUACCAAAUGGUACCAUUUCUUGAAUUGAUUUGGAUCUAACAAACGCUUUGAUUUGGAUCUCGCAAAAGGGUCUGCGAGAUGGAACCUGAUGUUCUUAAAGAAGCUGAUUCACUGUACAAAAUAAAUAUUUUUUGAGCGAGGAAGCCCUCCUAUCACCGUUAGAGUAGUUAUUUCUCGAAUGGGCAUUAAUGAUGCAGGAACCACCGUCUCUUAUUGUUCUAAAUUACUCUUGGGCCUUUAGCAUCUCCAAAACAUUUGGUUGAUUCUUAGUUCAUUCUAUAGACAGCACUGGUUUCCAGAUGCACUGGACGUCUCUAUGACGAUAAAUUGUGAUAAGACACUAUAAAAUUUAUAUCCCUUGUUUUCUCCUGAGUUCGUCUCUGACGAACUAUUUAUUCUAUGAUUUUUGCAGCAAUCGGUGGUGCAACAGGACAGCUUCUUGAGCAGAAUGCUCAGAACUUCAAUCAAAUUUCUGCUAACCUUGCAUCUUAUCAGGUAACCUAAUGUUGUUGCCAUCUUUGUUAUUAUUUUCUUCAUGUAUCCUUCUUUAAGCACCUAGUCGGUGGAAUCGGGCCCUCGUGGGUGCCUGAUUACACUCGUCAUGAUGUGAAACAGUCCUUGUAAGUUUAGAGACCAAUAAUACGUUGCGCAUGAAUGUAACAUAUUUUACUGUGCUGCAGAUAAAGGAAAAUAUUAAUCUCUUCUGCCAGAUAUGGGACAAUAUUCUUACCCUCCUGAACGAGUAUGUACUUGAUUUCAUGUUACUUUUUUUUUUUCAUUAUUUUUUCUUAUAAUUGAAUGGGCGUGAUUCUUAUACUCGGGUACCAUGUGAUUCUUGAUUUCAUUAUUUUUUCAUUAUUAACCAGUUAGAGGUGGUCAGUGCGCAUUAAAUAUAUACAAUAAUUCCUUCUUUUUUUUUUCUCAAUCUCGGAAAUUUGACGAUUUCAGCUGUAUGAGCAGCCCUGGACUACAUUGACGUAUGAUAAGAGCGUGUGGCUGGGCUGAUCUCUCGUAGCUUAUUAUUUCCAAGGAUUUUUCUUCUUUACGAGGCUACUCUCGUACAUAUUUCAUGCUAUAAAAUGUCGCUCUGUGAAACGUAUAUAGCCCAUAUUUUGCUGCAUAUUUUUGUAUGCGUUUGAGGUGACGGAGUCUCCUCCUUGUUGCAGAACAAAUGAGAUCCCUGGUGAGAUGAAGCAAAUGCCGCCGCUUCCUGUGAAGGUGAACGACGAGCUUGCUAACUCUGUCUUGCCGCACCGGACCUCAACUUCCAUGCAAUCAUGA
Molecule: messenger RNA, 5015 nt
Organism: Spirodela intermedia
Lineage: Eukaryota; Viridiplantae; Streptophyta; Magnoliopsida; Alismatales; Araceae
Source: the annotation of a GenBank genome assembly